Messenger RNA from Emericellopsis atlantica, 1192 nucleotides. RefSeq lists its product as uncharacterized. The coding region runs from base 120 to 1052 and encodes 310 amino acids. The transcript is spliced from 3 exons. NCBI's taxonomy places the organism in Eukaryota, Fungi, Ascomycota, Sordariomycetes, Hypocreales, Bionectriaceae. The record is from RefSeq and is a predicted model, not a curated record.
CCUCCCCUUUGAUCCAGGACUCUUCUUCUCUUCUUCAUACCUCUUCACGCUUUUCGCUUCUCACAGUCCUCACAUCAAGCCGAAACACCCAAUCCGUCCAGGUCAACAACCCAUUCAAGAUGCUUUACAACAAGGUUGUUCUCGCCGCUGCUGCGGCCACGGCUGUCAACGCCCAGCGUCCCUCUGACGAGUCCAUCUGCGACUACUACACCACUGCCCUCCUCAAGGAGAACACCGCCGAGAACCAGGCUACUCUCCUGACUCUUGUCGUCAACACUGUGGUCAUUGGUAACUACACCGAGCCCAACGUCGGCAUCAAGGUUCCCGGUAUCCUGGCCCCUGGCACGGUCGACGGCGAGGACGUCAACCUGAUGCCCUACUUCAGCGGCGAGCUUGCCACCACCAACAGGGGCGGCAACCAGGGUGUCAAGGUCAACUUUCUCGACGGUGGUGCCGCCGAGCCCCUGAAGAAGAACAUGCCCGCCGACGACGACUCGUCUAACCAAUACUUCCUCCUCACCCAUCUCUACCAGUUCUUCGGCUCCCUGCUCGGCUGCUCUAUGCAGGGCAUGUCCGGCUUCGACGCCUACAUGGCCGAUCCAUCCAUGUACGAGGUUCACAAGUUCAUGAACCUCAACCUCGCUGAGAACACCUACUUCAUCCAGCAGGUUGGCAUGGCCGCCGCCUCCUUUGGUGUUGCCGAGGAGGACGUCACUACCGUUGGCAUGGCCCUCAACUCCCUCUUCAACGUCCGCUGCGCUCCUCCCGCCACUGCCGUCAAGGCCCAGGGCCCUCAGUUGCAGUCUAUCUGCAUCGAUGAGAAGACUUGCCCUCUGGCCGACAACGCCGACUGCGCACUUUACAGCGGUCAGGGCGGCAACAGCACCACCACCACCACCACCACCCCAACCAGCAGCGCUAUGCCCACAGCCACUGGUGGUAACGGUGACGGCGGCGCGGCCGAGCCCACUUCUGUUCCUGGGGGCGCUGCUGUCGUCCACGGACUCGGCCUUGGCGCCCUCGUCGCUGCUGUCGCUGCUUUCGCUCUCUAAGGGCUUGGACUAGGUCUAGAUUAUCAUUUUCUCUUCAUACCUUCAUUUGUCAUGACUUUCCAUACAGACUGUUCACCACGCCAAUGGAUAUGAGCUUGACUUGCCUUCAUUUCCUGUCAUAACGCAGUGCCAUAAUACCG